AUGAUACCAGCCUCGGAUAUUGCUCAACGAAUUGAGAUAUGGCAAAUCGAUUCUGGGUCAAAGCUGCAGCUAGCCACUACAUUGUCCAACUGGAGGCCGUCCGUCACAAUGCGUCUCAACGCUUCCCUGGCGUCCCUCAUCCUCUCCUCGGUAGCUCUCAUUGGCAAUGUCCGUGCUGAGGAAGAGGUCAAGGGGGAUGCGCCUUCUCCCUCAUCUGCGAUUGAGAAGCCAACAUUUACUCCCACCACCCUUAAAGCUCCAUUCCUCGAGCAAUUCACUGAUGACUGGGAGACCCGGUGGACGCCCUCCCAUGCCAAGAAGGAGGAUUCGAGUUCGGAUGAGGACUGGGCCUAUAUUGGAACCUGGGCUGUUGAGGAGCCGCAUGUCUUGAAUGGCAUGGUGGGCGACAAGGGCUUGGUGGUUAAGAAUCCUGCCGCCCACCACGCGAUAUCAGCCAAGUUCCCCAAAAAGAUCGACAACAAGGGCAAGACGUUGGUGGUUCAAUACGAAGUCAAACUUCAGAACUCCCUGGUUUGCGGUGGCGCGUAUAUGAAGCUUCUUCAGGACAAUAAGAAGCUUCACGCUGAGGAAUUCUCGAACGCCUCGCCAUAUGUGAUCAUGUUCGGACCUGACAAGUGUGGAGUUACCAACAAGGUCCAUUUCAUCUUCAGGCAUAAAAACCCCAAGACUGGCGAGUAUGAAGAGAAGCAUAUGAAUGCGGCACCAGCCGCCAAGAUUAACAAGCUAUCCACUCUUUACACCCUCAUCGUCAAACCAGACCAAUCGUUUCAGAUCCGGAUUGAUGGAAAAGCUGUCAAGAACGGCACUUUACUUGAAGAUUUUAGCCCAGCCGUCAACCCUCCGAAGGAGAUUGAUGACCCCGAGGAUAAGAAACCGGAGGAUUGGGUUGACGAAGCUCGUAUCGCUGAUCCAGAUGCAACCAAGCCCGAAGAUUGGGAUGAGGAUGCACCUUAUGAAAUUGUUGACGCUGAUGCCGUUCAGCCAGAAGACUGGUUGAUCGAUGAGCCCACUAGCAUUCCUGACCCAGAGGCCGAGAAGCCCGAGGAUUGGGAUGAUGAGGAGGAUGGAGACUGGACGCCGCCUACCAUUCCCAACCCCAAGUGCAGCGAAGUGUCCGGUUGCGGAAAAUGGCAGCAGCCGAUGAAGAAGAACCCAGACUACAAGGGCAAAUGGGUCGCACCCAUGAUCGAUAACCCCGCCUACAAGGGACCGUGGGCUCCACGCAAAAUCCCCAACCCCGACUAUUUCGAAGAUAAGACUCCCGCCAACUUUGAGCCUAUGGGCGCUAUCGGGUUUGAGAUCUGGACAAUGCAAAGUGACAUCCUCUUCAACAACAUCUACAUUGGCCACUCCAUUGAAGACGCGGAGAAGCUCAAGGCUGAAACCUGGGACCUCAAACACCCAGUCGAGGUUGCGGAAGAGGAAGCAUCCCGGCCCAAGGAUGAGGAGAAGGAGGCAGGAACCUCGUUCAAAGAGGAUCCCGUCCAGUACAUUCGCAAGAAGAUCGAUCUCUUCAUCUCCCUGGCUCUUGAAAACCCGGUUGAGGCCGUCAAGACUGUUCCGGAGGUGGCGGGUGGUCUGGGCGCUCUCUUGGUUACUCUCAUUCUCAUUAUUGUUAGUGGGAUUAGCCUUGGCUCCAGCUCCUCUCCUGCUCCCAAAAAACAGGCUGAAAAAGGCAAGGAGAAGGAGAAGGCGUCAGCCUCUGAAGCUGUUAGCACAGGGGCGGAUAAUGUGAAGGGUGGAGCUAAGAAGCGGUCUACCAAGACUAGCGAGUAAGUUCCAAGGGUUUAUUUUAUAUAUUUUUCUUUAAUUUUGUGAUACCCACCUGCGGGCGGAAGGAACUUUGACGACGACGACGAGGGUGGAAGGAUUGGAACACGACAGACAGCAGCCCUGACCCUGGAAUCACGGGUUGAUGGCACCAUAACGCCAAUCAAGCCAACGAAUAUCAUUACGGAGAACGAAAGAAGAAUAAGGAGAAAAAUAAGGUGGAGAAAAUGGACACAGGAAAUGAAAAAUAUAUGACCCCAAGCCCAAAAAAACCAUAUGGAACAUGAAAGAGGAGGAUAACUCCUGAAACAAUCCUAAAAUUCGGAAAACACAAAACUCAAAAACCUUACCAGAAGUGCCUCUUGACUGCUCCUACAAAAAAAAGGAAAAAAAAGAAAAAAAAAUACAGGACAGGCUUUCAGGUAUUUAUUUUCCUGUCAUUGGUCAUUUCUCUACUUUGUGGGUUUCAUCUUUCUGAUCUGUGCCCAUUUCUUCCUCUGUGUUGUUAAAAUUCAAACAAUGUAAAACAUAAUCUGAUAUUUUAUUGUUCUUCAAGAGUUUAUUUGCUCUUUUUUUUGUUAACCAUUAUUAACUGCAUCCUCUUUUUGCUUUGCCAUAAGUUGUCUGAUUUUUUUUUUCUCUUUCCCAAAUCAUAUACUUUUUAUUCUCACGGUAGAUCAAACGGAUAUCUCGGUCUCGGGAUUGUAAUAAUGAAAGAGCGUGGAAUGGCAUGGCCCAUG
Histoplasma capsulatum G186AR is the source of this 2531-nucleotide messenger RNA. Its product is annotated as calnexin. Bases 1 to 1797 code for a protein of 598 amino acids. The record is from RefSeq and is a predicted model, not a curated record. The transcript has 7 exons. Gene Ontology annotation, molecular function: calcium ion binding. Gene Ontology annotation, cellular component: endoplasmic reticulum membrane; endoplasmic reticulum. Lineage: Eukaryota; Fungi; Ascomycota; Eurotiomycetes; Onygenales; Ajellomycetaceae. Gene Ontology annotation, biological process: protein folding.